Daldinia loculata is the source of this 2956-nucleotide messenger RNA. RefSeq lists its product as uncharacterized. The record is from RefSeq and is a predicted model, not a curated record. Gene Ontology annotation, cellular component: nucleus. Gene Ontology annotation, molecular function: RNA polymerase II transcription regulatory region sequence-specific DNA binding. Lineage: Eukaryota; Fungi; Ascomycota; Sordariomycetes; Xylariales; Hypoxylaceae. Bases 221 to 2812 code for a protein of 863 amino acids. The transcript is spliced from 2 exons. Gene Ontology annotation, biological process: transcription elongation by RNA polymerase I; DNA-templated transcription; transcription antitermination.
AAGAGCUUGAAGGUCAUAUUUUUGGUCACUUUGCCUUCGCCUUCUGGCCAGAUCAUAGAUCAACCCAGCUCCGUAGAAGCCAUGAUUGUCUGAAGAGUUUCUGCUGCCAAUUUCUAAAGUCGCAACGUAGACUCAGACUCUCUCGCAACACCAAGCAACUAAAUACCUGUGCUGCAACUUGACCUGCAUUCUCCUGAUUUGAGCUUCACCGAUUCUCAAUAUGUCUGGCGAACCAGAGCCUCGUCGAUCCGUGCGAGCCACAAAAGGUCAACACACAAAAGCAUUUGAUCAACUCGAGAACGGACCGGAACCUGUGAAGCGACGCCAGACCAAAAAGAACAGCAAGAAAACGACCGAGAAGGACGAGAAGCAGGACGAGGAUGAAGAAAUCAUACGUUGCAUCUGCGGUGCUACUACGCAGGACGACGAUGAUACGAACGAACCGUGGAUUGCAUGCGACAAGUGUGGUGCUUGGCAACACAAUGUGUGUAUGGGCAUGAGUGUUUUUACGGAAGAUUUAACUAGAGAUUAUUUCUGCGAACAAUGCGCGCCCGAAGAUCACAAGACUACCCUGGAGGCUAUGAAGAAAGGGGAGAGGCCGUGGGAGGAGCGUAGGCAUAAGUAUGAAGAAGAGAAGAAGCGCAAAAAGGGGGGUAGGAAAAGUAAGGGAAAGCGCGUAAGCGAUCCUAAGGACCGUUCAUCACCGAGUACAUCUACUACGAAGGCAAAGGCAUCUCCUACCCCCGAUGCGAAAAAGGAUGAAAGUACCCCUGAGUCGGCUUCUAAGGGCAAGCGCAAAGCUCGGGAUCAGUCACAAGGGCCACAUAGCAAGCUUCGCAAGGUUUCAGAUGUACAGGCAGUUCCGUCAAGUCCGGCAUACACUCCUCCGGAUGACUUGCCCGAGAGCAUUCAGAAGCUUGAAGGCCCUCGAAGACAAGCAGCCUUAGGCUUGCAGAAAUCCCUUGAUGCGGCCGUCGACCUUACUGAGAAGAGAAAGCUAUAUGCCAUCCCUCAAGGCUCAUCCAAAAAGGACAUUACUGAACGAUUAGCUAUCGAGGUUGAACGAGCCUUUCAAGACACUCACCCGAACACUUCUCAUAAUGCAUCCCAACUUCGCGCACUGUUCUUCAGUCUGAAGAAUAAUGUAGAACUUGCUAGCCAGGUCCUGAACAGGACAUUGCCACCUACAUCCUUUGUAGUGAUGACUGGCGACCAGCUUGCCACCAAAGAGCAGCAGCGUGAGACAGCCGAGAUGAAAGCGCGGGCGGAGAAGCAAUCCAUUCUGAUCACUGAAGAUGGCCCACGGGUACGACGAACUCACAAAGGAGAGGAAGUUGUUGAAGGGGAUCACCUUACAGUGGAAUUAGAUGAAGCCCCGUCUAAUCUUCGCCGAAAGGGUGUUAGAGAAGCGAGUGAGGCCGCCAAUGCGAGCAAUGACGUGACUGCGUCAUCGGCAGAUGGAGUAGCGUCUCCUACGAAUGCUGGUAGCCGUUCUAGCUCAUCUGCGGUGCCUCUUCGGGUCGAUACUCAAGCACACCAGCACUCGCCUAGAAAAUCAGACUUCGAUAUUGGUAAAGUCUUCUCAAGCGUGCGAUCCCCCUCGGUAUCCCAUCAAAGACGAACUUCUACACAAGUUCAGUCGGCCGGUCCCGGCGACGAUCCCGAAGUCGAUCGACUACUUCAGGAGGACGGCAACGAAUCUCCGCCAUACUCACCGACGGAGCACAUUGAUCCUGAUAUCGUGUGGCGCGGUCCCCUUGUUAUGACCAAUGUGGCCGAGGUUGAUACCGUAGCGAGGUAUGCUGGCGGAGCUGAUCUCAGCAAGGUUAGGAACAUUGCAUGGAAAGAUCUGAUACCACCUCUUCUCACAGUCGCUGGGCGUAUCGCGGAAGAGAAAGCUAUACCGUAUCUAUGCGGGUUGAGGUAUAACAACCAGGUAGACUUAGUCAUUACCAGUUUGUCUCCAAGCCACCCCACGGACCCUGCCGCGCAAAAGCAAUUCUUAGCCGUCAUCGAAUACUUCCAAUCUAAGAAACGAUAUGGCGUUGUCGGUGAAAAGAAGCUAGGCAAUGUGAGAGAUACCUACUUAGUGCCUGUGGCAGAGGGCGAUGGUCCGAUCCCAGAACCAUUGCAGAACAUUGGAGAUCACCUCAUCCCUCUGAAGCGUUCUGAGCCUAUGCUUCUAAUGAUCUUUGUCUAUCGGGAUGAGAGACAGGCGCAGAUCCCGAUAGAUCAACAGCGAUCUGAGUUGCAGACCACCGCAUCGGCAACACCAACCCAAGGUACACCAAUGCCGAGGCCAUCACUCUCAGGCCCAUCAUGGUCACCCGCAACACCUCAAGGGUCCUUCGGCACGGCCUUAUCUCAGCCACAAUAUAGUCAAACGCCGAUUCCGCCUCCCAAGAUUCCAGGCCACCCGACACCAGUAGUGCCGCCACGUCAGGCACCGCCAGCAACCGCGCCGCAAGUCGCACAAGACCCUAUGGUCCCGGCUUUACGAGCUGCGCAGGCUGAAGGCGAGAUGAAGGCUCGUCAGGUUCUUGGCCCUCUAUUUUCUAGUUCGACCGUUGCCUUCCUACUUCCUCAUGCCGCUCGCAUGAAAGAAGGCGAGUGGACUGCUGUUCGUAGAGCUCUGGAACGCGAUCCACGAGCCCGUGAUGAUUUACAACUUCUGAGCAAGCUUUUGACUGAAGAGGGCAACAAUCACCGUAAGAAUGGUCCGCAGCCCAACCCAGUUCCCUCCGGUGUCGCCCAGACCACGCUUGCGGCAACGAUUGAAGGUUCGGCGCCAGCGGUCCAGCCUAAUACAUGAUUCUUCUCAUUCACCGAUCAAAGCGACAGUUCUGUUCGAAUAAAUAUGUAUUCCAAUCUCAGUGGUCAGAAUUGGGUCAUUGUGGUUAAUGAGCCCUCGGUAUGGACUACGAGCUCUUGAGACGGUUUGAUUCUUGAAAGCGUG